GGUAGAAUACAAGAGGGUCCCGAAGAGGCCAUCAACGUCGACGUUGACGGUGUAAACGCCGAGGCCGCCUCCGCGGCGUUCCAGUUCGUCGUUUGACGUUCCAUUGAAAAUCUCGAGGUUGCAGACCUUACCUAGGUGCUUCAGAAAUGUCCCAAGGAAACGGCGGCAACCCGACGCCGAAGAAACGCGAGAUCAACUGGAUCCUCGUGCUCUGGUACAUCCAUCUCCACGUGCUGGGACUCUACAGCUUGCUUCUCCUCUUCACCGAGGCUAAAUGGAUGACGGUGUUCUUUACUUUUCUUAUCAUCGGCCUGGCCCAGGUAGGAAUCGCUGCCGGUGCUCACAGAUUAUGGACGCACGAAACUUUCGAAGCUUCAAAGCCCGUCAGGAUUUUUCUGAUGUUGGCGCACACUCUGGCUGGGGUUGGUCCGAUUUACGACUGGGUCCUCAUGCACAAAAUCCACCACAAGUUCUACGGCACCGACAAGGAUCCGUUCAAUCACAAUAGAGGCUUCAUUUACAGCCAUUUUUUAACCAACGUAAUGACCCCCCAUCCCGAUCAGGAACAAAUCGAACGAGAUAUCGACAUGCGCGACAUCGAGAGUGACGGAGUCGUUUGGAUUCAGCGGAGGUUCUACUGGUUGAUGUUCAUCAUAGUUGGUCUUCUGCUUCCGAUAAAUGCUCCUGCCGAAUAUUGGGGCGAGUCGAUAGCAAAUUCCGUCCUCAUUCUGGGUUUCUUCAGACUCGCCAUCAGCUUGCACAUGUCCUGGCUGGUGAACAGCGCCAUGCUCAUAUGGGGCCUGAGUCCUGGAGACAAGUACCCAGUAGACGAUAAUUCGGUAUUCAUCGUGAGAAAAUCCUACUGGCCGAAUUAUCACUAUUUAUUGCCGUGGGACUGGAAAUGCGGUGAGUUCGGGACGUACGACAGUGGAUGCAUAACCUUCCUGAUAAGGUCCUGGGCAUCCUUGGGUUUGGUGACAAAGCUAAAAACCGCAACUACCGAAGCGAUAAGAGACACCUUGGGAAAGGCCGCCACCAAGAAGAAGACUAUGAAAGAGUCUCUGGACGAGCUGAAGAAUGUAUCCGAAGAGGACGCUAUCAAAAUGACGCUCCAGGCUGUACAUUGAUAGCGGGAGAAGUAAAGUUUCGAUUAAGAAGUUAGGAGGAAACCUACGAAUUGUCAUUGCGCCCUUUAUCAUCGAUUACGCAAGAAGCCGACUCGAUCGUUUGCAACUUACUUCUGCGAACAUGUCUAUCGCGACUCUACAUGGCCACAUAGUGGUUUUCUUUAAAGAAUUAAUUGUGUUUAAGUGCCAGCCAUCGUGCGACUUAUUAACUUCGAGGAUCAUGUCGAAAAAUUGAAGCAUUGCGACACACAUCAUUACACCCUAUCACCUUAGCCCGCUUUACGUAAAUUCUGCAGCCAAGUUAACCGUAUCAAUUUCCCGCAUUAAGUAUUCCCGGCUCUAAAAUAACAAAACACAGUGGAUAAGAUGAUUCCCCGCAUUAAAGUGUCUUAAAGAGAGAUACGAAAUAUUUUAGAAAAAAAUUAUAAAUUUGUCAAGGAUCACACUGGAAGGGUUACGCCUGUAAAGUAUGCAACCGAAUGUACCAAGGUGCACUCGAUGCAUGGAGGAGCGAGUAGGUUUCGUUAACUUUAUAAAUUGAAAGAUAAAAUAAUUCACCGACUUAUACGACCCUACGACUAUAUUUCUCGCGUUCUUACAAAGACAAGUCAAGACAAAAAGGACUCCAUCGAGAGUGCCUACCCCAGGACAUAACAGGGCUUCGAAGUAACUGCUCAGCCUGACGGUGGUUUAGUUAAAAAUAUACUUUUAUUAAAUGUUUUAUUUCAAUUGUUAUAUAUCCAUUGUAUAAGACACGGUACAAUAAAUGUAAUUAUGUGUA
Molecule: messenger RNA, 1908 nt
Organism: Orussus abietinus
Lineage: Eukaryota; Metazoa; Arthropoda; Insecta; Hymenoptera; Orussidae
Product: acyl-CoA Delta(11) desaturase
Exons: 5
Coding region: 147-1127 (326 amino acids)
Biological process (GO): unsaturated fatty acid biosynthetic process
Cellular component (GO): endoplasmic reticulum membrane
Molecular function (GO): stearoyl-CoA 9-desaturase activity; iron ion binding
Source: RefSeq, a predicted model, not a curated record